GGAUGAAAGAAAUCGUAAGAGUUCUAAGCUCUUAAUAUAUAUUACUUAUUGCACUUUAAAAUAGUCAUCACACUAGGUAGGAAUUAACAUUCCAAAUCCCAUAGGGUGGAUACCUCUUCCUACACGUAUAUAUAAAAGUCAUCAAGUGACCUGCCUCAGAGGAAGGCCAACUGAAGACAGGUCUCCUGGGACAGCUGAGGAGAGCCAUCGCCAUGAUCCCCGCACUGCUCUUGCUGGGCCUUUCAGCCCUUGUCGCUCCAUCCAUGAGUUACAGUUGCUAUGGUGAUAUAAGUGCCCUUCCAGCCCCCACGGUGUCCUGUACAGCUGUAAGAGCCCCAGACUGUGCUGCAGGAUAUGCCAUGGUACGGAGGACUGCUGAGGCAGACCUCGUGCGCCUGAGGAAAUACGAGGUCCCGAUUAGACGAGUAGCCAGAAACCUGUGCUUGGACCCAGCUCUCAUUGGUGCCAUCAUGUCACAGGAGAGCCGUGUUGGCCUGCUCCUGAACAACGGCUGGGACCAGGGACGGCAGAAGUACGGCUUGAUGCAGAUCAGCAGGCAGCUACAGCAGCCUUAUGCAGUGUGGGAUAGUGAAGAACACAUAAAUCAGUGCUCAAAUAUUCUGGUUCUUUCAAUCAAUGAAGUACGGACAAGACAUCCUACCUGGACCUGGGAUCGGCAGCUGAGAGGGGGAAUCUGCACCUAUCAUGCGAGAAUGGGCAAUCUCCAGGUCUAUGAGGAAGACCCAUGCAGCAGAGACAACAACUAUGUCAACAGCGUGAUCAGGCGAGCCCAGUACUUCAAGAGAAAUGGGUUCUAGCUCAUAAACCCGCCCCACCACUGAGCCUCUCCUCUGCACAGACUAGCAGUGAUCACAGUACCCAGAGCAGGUCUUCUGGCAGGACCGAUGCUGGGAGCAUUGCCAACAGCACCUUGCUCACUCCAGCAAAUCCCAGCUCCCCACUCACCAGUGGGCGAGCUCAGCACUGCCUUCCAGGGAACCCACAGGGAUGAGAUACCACAAGCUUGGGGCCUUUGAGAAGCAGAUGGGGACAGACCAGCAGUGUUUAAAUUUUGAGUGAGGAAUGUGACUCUUCCUGUUUGGAGCUGAACCCAGGGCUGUUCAUGCAUCCCCCAGAUGCAAGCACACAAGCAGCUCUCCCUGGACAUCAGCUGUGCUCUUCCCAUCACCUCCAUCCACCUCCUUCCCUCUCCAUGGCCAAUGCAGGGGAUGAAGUCCCUGAGUUAAAAUUUUCCCUCCCCUUGAUGCUGCUGGCUACGGGGCAACGAAGAGACCACUGAGCCUUUGGUCUCUGCAGUAGCUGAGUAUUCCUGUGGCCAGCCUUGAGGGGGACAA
Messenger RNA from Manacus vitellinus (golden-collared manakin), 1355 nucleotides. Its product is annotated as lysozyme g. Gene Ontology annotation, biological process: peptidoglycan catabolic process; defense response to Gram-positive bacterium. Gene Ontology annotation, cellular component: extracellular region. The coding region runs from base 213 to 818 and encodes 201 amino acids. Gene Ontology annotation, molecular function: lysozyme activity. The transcript is spliced from 6 exons. Lineage: Eukaryota; Metazoa; Chordata; Aves; Passeriformes; Pipridae. The record is from RefSeq and is a predicted model, not a curated record.